This is a messenger RNA of Danio rerio (zebrafish), 2311 nucleotides long. The record is from RefSeq and is a predicted model, not a curated record. NCBI's taxonomy places the organism in Eukaryota, Metazoa, Chordata, Actinopteri, Cypriniformes, Danionidae.
UGUCAACCGCCAUUAAAUUGAAGAAGAAGAAGCCAGUGUUGUGUGUGUUGUGUCGAUGCCUCUCUCGGUCUGUGCGUGUGAGCUGUAAAAUGGCAGAAUUCAGUGUUUCUGUGGCUCAGGAUCAGUUCAGCUGUGCGGUGUGUCUGGAUCUCCUAAAUGAUCCGGUCUCCAUUCCGUGUGGACACAGUUACUGUAUGAGCUGCAUCACAGACUGCUGGAAUAAGAAGAGAGUCUACAGCUGCCCUCAGUGCAGACAGACCUUCAGCCCCAGACCCGCUUUAGCUAAAAACACCAUGCUGGCUGAAGUGCUGGAGAAACUGCAGAAGAGCAAACUACAAGCUGCUGGUCCUGCUCAGAGUCCCGCUGCAUCUGGAGAUGUGGAGUGUGACGUCUGUACUGGAGCCAAAAACAGAGCCGUCAAGUCCUGUCUGGUGUGUCUGAACUCUUACUGUCACACUCAUUUUCAGCUCCAUCAAGAGAUUCACCCAGGAAAUCAACACCAACUGACUGAAGCUACUCACAGAUUGAAGGAGAUGAUCUGUCCUCAACAUGAGAAACUCCUGGAGAUCUUCUGCCGCACUGAUCACUGCUGUAUUUGUUAUCUGUGUUUGGUUGAUCAACACAAACACCAUGACACUGUUUCAGCUGCAGCAGAGAGGACUGAACUAGAGAGUCGGCUGAGGGAAACCCAGAGCAGAUUCCAGCAGAGACUCCAGGAGAGACAGAAGGAGCUGGAGGAGCUGAGAGAGGCUGUGGAGUCUCACAAGCGCUCUGCACAGGCCGCAGUGGACCACACCGAGAGGAUCUUCACUCAGCUCAUCUGCUGGAUUGAGAGAAGCCGCUCGGAGCUCACGCAGAUGAUCAGAGAUGGAGAAAAGACUGCAGUGAGUGGAGCUGAAGAACGACUGGAGCGACUGGAGCAGGAGAUCAAUGAUCUGAGGAGGAGAAACGCUGAGCUGGAGCAGCUUUCACACACAGAAGAUCACAUCCAUUUCCUCCAGAGUUUGCAGUCUCUCUCUGUCCCUCCUGGAUCUACAGACUCAUCCAGCAUCACUGUCAGCUUUCCACUCGAUUUUGAUGAUAUUGUUAAAUCUGUGUCUCGUCUGAGAGACAAACUGCAGCAGUUCUGCACUGAGGAGAUGAAGACCAUAUCUAGCAGAGUGAGCAGCAUUAGCAGGAUUCCCGCUCCUGAACCACAGACCCGUGAGCAGUUCCUCCAGUAUUCUCAACAGUUCACUUUGGAUCCAAACACAGUCAAUAACUGGCUGGUUCUGUCUGAAGGAAACACAGCGGUGGAAAAUAAAGGUUCAGUCCAGCCGUAUCCUGAUCAUCCAGACAGAUUUGAUUAUUGGCGUCAGGUGUUGUGUAGAGAGAGUGUGUGUGGACGCUCUUACUGGGAGCUGGAGUGGAGCGGUGCACGUGUGUUUCUCUCAGUGUCAUAUAAGAGCAUCAAGAGAAAAGGACGGGGUAAUGAGUGUCUGUUUGGACGCAAUGCUCAGUCCUGGAGUUUGUCCUGCUCUGCUGAGAGUUUCUCAUUCAGGCAUAAUAACAAAAACACUGAACUCCCUAAACCCUCCGUCAGCUGCUCUAGAAUAGGAGUGUAUGUGGAUCACAGUGCAGGAACUCUGUCCUUCUACAGCGUCUCUGACACAACAAUGAGCCUCAUACACACACUCCACACCACAUUCACACACACAAACACACUCUGUCCUGGAUUCUAUGUUUAUAAAGGUUCAAAAGUGAAGCUCUGUGAUCUGACAGUGUAGAUGAUGCAGAUCCUCCGUGUACAAUAAUGUGGAAAAUACUCCAAAUAUCAGUCUUGCUUUAUUUGUGAUGUUUAUAAUAAACUGACUUUAAAAAUUAACACUGAUUUUAUUCAUCAUUUGUGUUCAUAAGUUGUCCUGAAGUGUGAUUGUAGAGAUGUGUUGAUGUUUUGGCUGAUUGUUGUUCAUAUUUAAAUCAUCAGCACAUCAGCUCCAGAUUGAGAAAGGCCAAUAUAACAGAUCAAUAUAUACUGAAGUAUGGAGUUGUGUAAUGUCUGCUGCAUAAUCCUCUCUGUAAAACAACACAGCACUGGGCCAAACUAAAUGAGAAAAGUGUUGUGUUGAGAACACUGAUAUAGAGAGUUUUCCUCUGCUCAUGUUGAUGACAGUGAUCUACUUUUCACAGCAGUGUCUGUUCAGUUGCUCAUUUCCUCUUUAAAUGCAGAUCGUCUUGUUCUUUGUUUAAUCAUCAGUUGUUCAUUAUGGAGUAUUUGUGUUUAUAAAUGCAGAUUGUGAUGGUUUUGUUUAAUAAAGAACUGUUAAAUGUC